GGAGAUUAGUAGGGUUCCGUCAAGCUGGCCGUCAAGGGGGCGGCUUUCGCCAUGGCGGCAGCUCGUGAUUCUGCCAGCCUUGUUCCUCAGCUCGUCAAAGCUUUUUCUUACGCCAUGGCGCUGACAACCGGCCGUAAUUUGAACUCUCUUCCUUGGAACGUGCAACAAACAUUGGCCCUGCCGCGCAUUCAGAUAGCUGCUCCUCUUUUGGCAGCUGUCCACAGACGGUUUGACUCUAGGAGCUUGCAAGACGCUUUCUACAUUGUCUAGCUGGAGCUAACUUUGAAACGGCCCCCUGCUUCAGUCUGGGCAUUGGGUUUGCUCAAUUGCCACUCGACCAAUGGAUGCCUCAAUUGAGCGCAGUUGACCCUGGCACAACUUUAGCGCGCUUAUGCAAUCCGAGCAUCCAAACAAGUACCCCCGAAGGGAUCAAAAGACAGGUGCAGAGCUGAGGGCCAACUGAAAAGCAAGGUUUGAAGGCCACUGCCAGUUGUUCGAUGGCUCCGCUUGUAAGGAAGGGAGACUUCCUGAUGCAAGCGGAGUGCAAGCUGGGGGACAGCAGCGGGGGCAAGGUCGAUGUGCCUUCCACAUGGCGGGCAUCUGUACGAGUCACAGAGGGAGGGGCUCAGACGGAGGUGAUAGAAAUGAGCUCCAAUGCAACGCAGAGCUGCAUCAGCGAGGAUGCAGAAGUCCAGACAGACAACGUGCACGUCUCACCAACAGAGACGAACUCAAGCUCAGCCGCCACAGGCGCAGCAUCUGUGUUCGAGGCAACCACUUCUCCAAUCGAAGGGGAAGAAAGCCGAGAAGCUCACUCUCCCGCUGCCGCAGCAGACACAACGGUGACUCUCUCUCUCGAGCUGCGCUCUCCCUUCAUUUCCCCCGCCACUAGUUCCGGGCCUCCUAGUACGUCUGCCGUUUCUGACGGGUUCGCAGGCCUCGUUGUAACCGGGAUUGCGUGGAACGCUACUGGAAACGUCGUAGCCGUCAGUUACGGACGGCUGGACGUCCGUGGCUGGUGCCAUGCUCCGGGGGCGCUGUGCACCUGGAACGUGGGGAGAAGGGGCACCCGGGGAAGGGGCACCCGGGGGAAAGCGCCAAGCGGAUUCGGAACGGACGGAACCGGAACGGAUGCAUUGAAACCAGAUACGGUGAUCCAACUCGAUAACUGCCUGAUGGCCGUCGCGUUUCACCCGACGCACCCCGCACUGAUCGCAGGGGGGACUUUCAACGGCGAAAUCUACCUGUGGGAUCUGGGUCGAGAAGACCCCCAAAGAGCCAAGUCCAGGAUCACAGACUUCAGCCACCGAGAGCCAAUCACGCAGUUGAGCUGGCAGUACAACACGCACGAUGCGUUCACGCACAUAGGCCAAGAGCACGCUUACCAGAUUGUGUCAACGAGUACGGAUGGGAAGGUGCUCGUCUGGUCGAUCGCCAAGUUGGACGACCCUGUCUACGGGUACGAGUUGACACACGCGCGGCAAGGACAGAAGGAAUUGCUCUGGGGAGCCACGUGUCUGUCGCUGGCGUCAUCCUCCGACCGGGACCACCAGGGCGCCUUUGUCGUGGGCACGGAGGGCGGAGCCGUCUUUCGGUGCCUCAUGCGUCACAAUGACGUCAUGGUGGCGGACUUGGCGCAGAAAGUGGGCACCCCAGUGUCGCCGGGGGAUCCCUCGCUGAAGCUCAAGUCCCCGGUGCGCUCCGAGUUCGUGCCCCACGUGGGCGCGGUGCGCGCGGCCGCGUGCUCGCCGUUCCAGCGGAACCUCUUCCUCACCGCCGGAGCGGACGGAAGCCUCCGGAUCUAUAGCGUCCUGCAGGCUAAGCCCUUGUUACACCUGGCGCCCUCUCAGCGCGCGCUCACGGCCGCGCAGUGGUCCCCGUUCCGACCGCUGGUGGUAGCGACCGCCGCCGCCGACGGCCACGUCCACUUUUACGAUCUGCAGAGAAGCGUUUUGCAACCCUGCAAAAGCGUGCGGGUGCGGGAAAAGGGCCUGCCGGUUGAGGCGAUGGCGUUCAAUCCGAAGGCGCCCGAUCGUUUCGCGGCCGCGGACGGCAGCACUUUGAAGAUCUUCUCGCUCGGAACCUCGUUCCAACUGGCCCGGCAAUCAGAGGCGUCGCAGAUCGACCGCUUAGAGCAACAAACGAACGUAACGUCGCAGGCUCGUAUCCCGCCCGACGUCAACUUGCCGUCUGGUUGAUCUGCACACGCCUGUCUGUCGCAACAACGGCAUGUUGCUAAUCGGGGACCGGUCAUCACUUUUUGUCCGUAAUUAAGUUCAUCAUGAAUCCGUCAACACCUG
This is a messenger RNA of Klebsormidium nitens, 2300 nucleotides long. Lineage: Eukaryota; Viridiplantae; Streptophyta; Klebsormidiophyceae; Klebsormidiales; Klebsormidiaceae. The record is from the annotation of a GenBank genome assembly.